AUGGAUAAGUCUUGGAUGCAUGCUGAUAGGAGAUCACAUACAUAUAAGCUAGGUGUUCAGGAAUUCCUUAAGUUUGCUGUAGAGAAUGCAAGCGAUAUAGAUCAUAUCUGCUGUCCCUGCGCUAAAUGUGGGGGUACAGAUGGGUUCUUAUCAGCUAGGAUGAUAAAAGAUCAUCUAUAUUGGAAUGGUAUAGAUGAGAGUUACAAAGAUUGGGUAUGGCACGGACAACCUUCUAGGGCAAUGAUGAAUGCCAUUGAAGGGAUAUCUGAAGCUACUGUUGAUAUGGUAGAAGAUGGAGAUGGGGCAGAUAAUAUAGGGCUGGAAGAUCAGGGAGAAAAUAGGGCUGGUGAGGAUGAGCAGUUUAUCGAUAAUGGUGAGGAAGAGCAGUUUGUUGAUAAUGGUGAGGAUGAGCAGUUUUCAGUAGAAUCGAAUGACUUCAUGAAGCUAGUUGAGGAUGGAGAUAAAGCUUUGUACCCUGGUUGUACGAAGCACACAAAAUUAAAUGCACUUAUACAGACCUAUAACCUUAAAGCAAAACAUGGCAUGUCUAAUGUGUGCUAUUCUGACAUGUUGAUCAUGAUCGCCAUGUUUCUUCCUGAAGGUAAUGAGAUACCAAGUUCACAUUAUGAGGCCAAAAAGACUUUGGUUUCAUUAGGAAUGGACUACAAAAAGAUACAUGCAUGUCCUAAUGACUGCAUUUUGUAUAGAGGACAGCAUGCUGAUGCAACUAGUUGUCCUACAUGUGGGGAGUCAAGGCGGAAAUUAGGGAAAGAUAGUACUGUGAAGCAAGGGGUACCUGGGAAGGUAUUGUGGUACUUUCCCCCAAUCCCAAGGUUCAAGCGCAUGUUUCAGUCCACAAAAACUUCCAAAAGCCUAACUUGGCAUGAGUAUGAGAGGAGGAAGGAUGAGUUUAUGCGUCAUCCGGCAGAUUCCCCCACUUGGAAGUUAGUGGACCAAAAAUGGCCAGACUUUGGCAAUGACCCUAGGAACCUCAGACUCGCACUUUCAUCCGAUGGUUUCAAUCCCCACAGCUCGAUGAUGGUUUCAAUCCCCACAGCUCUUUGA
Rosa chinensis is the source of this 1065-nucleotide messenger RNA. RefSeq lists its product as uncharacterized. The record is from RefSeq and is a predicted model, not a curated record. The coding region runs from base 1 to 1065 and encodes 354 amino acids. The transcript has a single exon. NCBI's taxonomy places the organism in Eukaryota, Viridiplantae, Streptophyta, Magnoliopsida, Rosales, Rosaceae.